CGUCAAAAUUAGUAUAGUGUUAUAUACAGCAUUGCGUUAAAUAGAAAAAUGGAUGGCAUAGAUAUUUACGAACUGGACUAUCCAACUCAUGAAGGAGUCAGGUUACCCAAAGUUGAACCACUUCUUAGAGAUGCUGGAAAAGUGAUAAAUGAUAUUCAAGAUUUAAAGCUUGGCCCGGAAGCAGUUAUUCUGGCUACGUUUCCUAGAUCAGGAACACACUGGGUGUACGAAAUUACUCAUAUGUUGCUUACGAGGAAUGCAAACUACAAUACAGUUUCUAGAGAGGCCACUUUCUUGGAAGGGUUGCCAGACCUUGGUCCUCUACAGUUUUAUAAUCAUAUCGUCAGCACACACCUUCAAUUCAAGUGGCUACCAAAACAGCACGUAGAGAGAGGUGGCAAAAUCAUAUACGUCAUACGAAAUCCUAAAGAUGUUGCGGUUUCAUUCUUUGAAGUGAUGCGCUCCUGUGGUUUAUUGCGAGAAGAAACAUUUGAAUAUUUUUUAUCUGAAUUUUAUUUAGGGAAAAGGGCAAUUUAUGGGGGUUGGUUUCAAUACAAUCAAACCUUCAUUAGAGAGGCAAAGGCACGAAAAGACCAAAUCAUCAUGCUGCAAUACGAAACAUUGAAAAACAACACACUAAAGGAACUAAAACGAUUAGCGGAGUUCUUAGAAGUGAAAAUAGCUGACCCAUUAUUGAAAGAAAUAGCAGAGAAGUGUCAAUUUGACAACUUAAAGACAGCUGAUAAAAGCGUGCGAAAUGAUGAAGCAUUGUCCAAGAUCAUGCGAGCUGUGAGUCUUAAUGAACAUCCUACCAUUUAUAGGAAAGGUGAAAUUGGAGACUGGAAAAAUUAUUUCACAGUAGCGAUGAGUGAAGCAUUUGACAAAACAAAAGCAGACAAUAUGGACGAUAUUGGAUUGGAAUUCGAAUUUGAGUAGAGUACAAAUCAGAAAUUGAUAUAUGUAUCAUAUUUAUGCAUUAUCAUUCAACUCUUAGUGAACAAGAUUUAUCUAAAUAUCUAUUGUUUAUAUUCAAUAAAAUAAAAAAAAAUAUUUUGCUUGUA
This is a messenger RNA of Magallana angulata, 1061 nucleotides long. RefSeq names its product sulfotransferase 1B1-like. Gene Ontology annotation, cellular component: cytoplasm. Gene Ontology annotation, molecular function: sulfotransferase activity. The record is from RefSeq and is a predicted model, not a curated record. Bases 49 to 936 code for a protein of 295 amino acids. Gene Ontology annotation, biological process: sulfation. Lineage: Eukaryota; Metazoa; Mollusca; Bivalvia; Ostreida; Ostreidae. The transcript has 5 exons.